AUGGACACUGCACACAAAGAUUUCGAUUCUUCAUCAUCAACGGGAAGCAAUGGAGAAGCAAGUGGACGUAUUCAACUUAAGAAAAGCAUGGGUCUACUAAAUGGUGUAACAAUAAUAGUUGGGAGUAUAAUAGGAUCCGGGAUAUUCAUUACACCUAGUGGAGCUUUGAUAAAAAGUGGGAGCGUUGGUGCUACAAUUAUCGUCUGGUUCGUGGCUGGUAUAUUUUCUACCCUCGGGGCUUUAUCGUUCGCUGAGUUGGGUACCACCAUAUCAAGGAGCGGAGGUGAAUAUGCCUACAUAUUAGAAUGCUUCGGGAGGGUUCCCGCGUUUUUAUACCUUUGGGUAAAUAUUCUAAUGGUGAGGCCCAUUAUGUUAGCCAUUGUAUCGAUGGCGUUCGGUUACUACUUACCUAAGCCGUUUCUCACUUUUAUGGACGAUUCAAAUCUGACCCUAGAACAAACAAAAUUUUUGGACGAUUUAGCUAAAAUUAUAGCCGCUAUAGGCCUGAUACUACUGGUUAUAAUAAAUUCAAUGAGCGUGAAAAUCGCCAUUAAAAUUCAAGACAUUUUUACUAUUGGGAAACUGAUAGCUUUGGGUUGCGUUAUAUUAGCCGGGGUCGUAAAACUAUGUCAAGGUCAUGUUCAAAAUUUUCAAAACCCAUUCGAAGGGACAAAUUCCAUAAAAGACGUUUCAUUAGCCUUAUAUUCCGGGUUAUUUGCAUAUGUGGGAUGGAAUUUCUUGAAUUGCGUAACCGAUGAGCUAAAAAAUCCUUACAGAAAUCUGCCUCUCUCUAUAAUUAUCGGAAUGCCCAUAGUAACCAUAGUAUAUGUCUUAACAAAUAUAGCCUAUUUCGUCAUUUUAACACCGAGAGAAAUAAUCGAUUCUAAAGCUGUCGCGUUUGAUUUUGCCUCCAAAUUGGAUUACCGAUUGGCUUGGGUCAUGCCAAUAUUUGUCUCUUUAUCGGCUAUCGGUAGCGCUAACGGUAUUUUGUUUACAUCUGGAAGUGCAAAUUCUGAAAAAGAUAUAAAAUUAGCCAAAGUCGAUCGACGAUUAGAAAUAUAUUACAGGGAUAAAAAUACCGAUAAUUUUGAGCCUACUAAAAAUAGGGAACUUCUAAGGACAACAAAAGAGGAUUCUAUGAAAAAUUAUUUCAAAUCGGCAUAUCUUUUCUUCAAAAAUAUAAUUUGA
Gordionus sp. m RMFG-2023 is the source of this 1188-nucleotide messenger RNA. RefSeq names its product large neutral amino acids transporter small subunit 1-like. Gene Ontology annotation, cellular component: membrane. Bases 1 to 1188 code for a protein of 395 amino acids. Lineage: Eukaryota; Metazoa; Nematomorpha; Gordioida; Chordodea; Parachordodidae. The record is from RefSeq and is a predicted model, not a curated record. Gene Ontology annotation, biological process: amino acid transmembrane transport. The transcript is spliced from 8 exons. Gene Ontology annotation, molecular function: L-amino acid transmembrane transporter activity.